This is a messenger RNA of Phycodurus eques (leafy seadragon), 1521 nucleotides long. It is a transcript of the gene c13h1orf35, whose product is annotated as chromosome 13 C1orf35 homolog. NCBI's taxonomy places the organism in Eukaryota, Metazoa, Chordata, Actinopteri, Syngnathiformes, Syngnathidae. The record is from RefSeq and is a predicted model, not a curated record. Bases 460 to 1356 code for a protein of 298 amino acids. The transcript is spliced from 8 exons.
GGCGUUGGCCGUCUACGUCAUCACCACGCGACCAAGCGAAUAAACAAAGCUCGGUGCAUGUGCGACGGGAUGCGCGUGUUUACAGGCCACUUGAAUAAAACACUGGCACAUUUGAUCAAUUUUUAACCUCCGCCAAAAUGGAUGGCGCUUAAAUUUAUUUAAGUGUGAUUUAAAGCCACGCAACAUAUUUUGAAAACAACAGCGAGGCGGACGGUUGACGUCAGACGUUUCAAUUCACGUAACAUUACCACUCAAGCUUAAUUUAUAUAAAUGUUCACAUAUUAUCAAGUUAUAACCGCCUGUUGAAAGCCCAGUUGAGAGAAAGUCGCAGAGCAAACCUAAGGGAAGUAGUCAAGCAAGUCCCGGAUGUGAAAACGACGGAGCCCGCUAGCGUGUGGCUAACGCUAACUAACUACAUUGAAUACACGCAACGCAAUUCGCUUGUCACAAAAGCCGAAAAUGUUCGGUUCUUCGAGGGUAGGAGGGUCUCGAGGAGGUCAGGACCAGUUCAACUGGGAUGACGUCAAGGUGGACAAACAUCGAGAGAAUUAUUUGGGAAAUUCUCUAAUGGCUCCAGUGGGUCGAUGGCAAAAAGGCAAAGAUCUGACGUGGUACGCUAGAGACAAAAGUGGACGCACCCGGACCAAAGAGGAGGAGCUCGCUGCUGUCAAGGCUGCAGAACACGAUGCAUUGAUGGCUGCCUUAGGACACAAGGUUAUAAAGAGACAACCCACUGGACUGACCAAAGAGGACUUGGCAGAUAUUUGUAGGAGAGAAGACGACGACGGUGAAGAAAGGAAUGUGGAUCGACUCUCGGGAUUGGGAAGCUCCAGCGCCGGCUCACGGAAAGUGGUUCUCUCCCAGAAGGAGAAGGAGGCUGUUAAAAUGGGCCUGCCAGUUUUUACUCACCAUAAGACUGCGAAUCGUCCGGAAACCUCAACAGCAAAGUCGUCAGAGAUUUCAGAGAAAGAGGAGAUAAAGCAACGUGAGGAGAGCAAGAAGAAAAAGAAAGAGAAGAAGAGCAAGAAGGAGAAAAAGAAGAGAAAGAAGAGGCAGAGAAGCGACUCGUCCUCUUCGGAUUCGGAAGACCACAGAAAGAGGCCCCAAAAGGACCACCACCAUCCUAAUCCAUCAUACCACAGUCAGAGUGGAGCCAGACCCCAUGACAGCCAUUCAAGUGGGGGACCAAAGGCACAGCGGCAGCCCCCCCGCCCCCAUCAUCGACAGCAGCGCCACGACACGGACUCCUCUGACGGGGGGUCCCCUGUCCCCCAUAACCCCUCGGGCCACAAGACGGCCUCUGGCGGUGCCGCACAAAGCCGCAGGCGACGCCACGACACAGACUCGGACAGCUAAUGUGCUUCCCCGCCGCCCGGCCCCACCCACUCAUAAAGAUGCUCUUCAGAAGCUUGACCGCUCCUGAAGACUUCAUUUACUUAAUGGAGGCUUUUAUUACCCCAAUUACUUUUUUUUUUUUUUUUUUUUCAGUCCACAAACACAAUGAAUAAACCUCCAAAAUAA